AUGUCUUCUUGCUACUUCCCUUUCACUUGCCAAAGAAAAAUGGAGUUCAGCACCCCAAUCUAUAAGAAAUCUGAGAUAAGGUGGAGCUCAGAAGAAGAAGGUGGUCCUGGACAAGUGAAAUCGUAUUCUUGUUCCUUCUGCAAGAGAGGGUUCUCUAAUGCACAAGCCCUAGGUGGCCACAUGAAUAUCCACAGAAGAGAUAGGGCAAAGCUCAAGCAAUCUUCUGAAGAAAGCUUGCUUUCGUUGGACAUCUCAAUCAAGACCACAAGUGAUCACAGUAACGACCCUUCUGAUUUGGAAGAGAAAAUCUUGUUUCGGUUGGGUUCUGGAGAAGAUCAGAAGCAUGCUAGAAAUCGAAAAAUGCCAUUCAAUUUCCCUCUCAAAAGUGAUCAUGAUUAUGCACCAGAAAGGGGCAUGUUGAUUGGUUCAGCAGAAAUUCCUUCUUUUGUUUUGGGGCAGAGAAUUGAAGAGAACAAAGCUGAUUUAGACCUUGAACUUAGGUUAGGGCUUCAUCCCCAGGAGUCUGCAACGUUGAACACAAGAUCGUUCUUUUGA
Messenger RNA from Vigna unguiculata (cowpea), 555 nucleotides. RefSeq lists its product as uncharacterized. NCBI's taxonomy places the organism in Eukaryota, Viridiplantae, Streptophyta, Magnoliopsida, Fabales, Fabaceae. The record is from RefSeq and is a predicted model, not a curated record.